Messenger RNA from Acaromyces ingoldii, 1614 nucleotides. RefSeq lists its product as hypothetical. Gene Ontology annotation, molecular function: DNA-binding transcription factor activity. Bases 1 to 1614 code for a protein of 537 amino acids. The transcript has a single exon. NCBI's taxonomy places the organism in Eukaryota, Fungi, Basidiomycota, Exobasidiomycetes, Exobasidiales, Cryptobasidiaceae. Gene Ontology annotation, biological process: response to xenobiotic stimulus. The record is from RefSeq and is a predicted model, not a curated record.
AUGCCAUGCAGCGAGUGCACCAUCCGAGACUUGGCGUGCGUCUUUGAGGAUUCGCCCUACUUUCGCCCUCCUCCUCCUCCCCCACCUCGUCCUCCUCCUCGGGCAGCCUCUGACUCCAUGCCUGUGUCUGCCGUCACUCCAGUGGCCCUCAACGCGCUCAAGUCAGACCGAUCACUGGAAAAAACGCCCAGGAACAGCGUACAAGACGAAGGUUCUUCAGACCGGCUAGGCACGAACACGGCUCCAGGCUUUGUCAGCUCGCUUGCUCGCAACCUAGAACAUCAACCAUUGGCUGCCCCCUCGCUGACUCGUGCAUUGGGAUGGUGCUGUGCAGUGCGCCCUCACUCCGACAGACCGCUGCUUCUGACGCAGGGAGCCUCGCUUCACGAUCUCGUCGAUGAAAGGGAGGCUUUCCGGCUCGCCGAGGUAUACAUCAAUGCCGUUCCUUCCGUUUUCCCAAUCUUUGCGAGCGCACAAACAGUCUAUGGACUCGUCAGAGACGCUCGAGGUAGCUCGUUUUCCACAGUGCCGGCCUCCAAGAAGGCGGCAGCAGCCCUCGUGUGCGCCUUGGGAUCCGUCUUUUCGGCAAGGGCUUGUGCAAACGAGAUGGCGCUCUGCGAACUGGCCGGUGCCCUGCUCUUUCAUGAGUCGAUGAACUUUGGUCCUACGACUGACAGCAUCGUAGCUUGGGCACUGAUGUGCAUCUACAAGCGAGCGACGGCGUCCCCGCACGCCGCUUCCUCAGCUAAUACCAUGGCAAUGAGUGUCGUCGAGACUGUGUUCAUGCACGACCAGCAAGAGCGCCAUGGACCAUGGCAUCACCUAGGGAGAUCAGAAGAGGAGAAAAGGACGCAAGCCGUGAGCAAGAUUAUUUGGUUUCACAACCGAAUGAUGGGCUCGGAAACAGGCAAGACGACAUUUACAGUCCGCCAGGCCGCCCUCGACGAGUAUCUGCAGGCCGACACGGGCGUCGACAAGCUCGACCAGCUGAUCCGUCUCUCGUACGCCGCUUCCGUCUCCCCGACCGACACAACGCGCGAGCUCGAGGAGCGCAUCUUGACCCUGGGACAGCUGCCUGAGAAUCAGAGCUCGAUCAUCGACGAUGCUUUCCACAUCUUGUCAGAGGCCGACGUAGCCUUUAUAUGCUAUCGAUCCAUCCGCGCACGACGUGCGGCGCAGACUCCCGAGACGACGCAGCAGCUCAUCCAUCUGGGGCUGCGGGCCUCACGCGCCGCUCAGCGCCUGGUGGAAGAACAUCGACGAUGGUGGCAGGUACUGUCGGUACCCUUCCAGCUUCUUUGCAUCCUUCUUGCCCUCGACACACCCGCCAGCCUGUCGUAUGUGCGAGAGAGUCUCGACAUUUUGGGGGCCAUCGCCCAACAGCUUGCAAAUGACUCUGCGUGGGAAGCUCAUUCGACCGCCCACCACCUCGUUCGACUAUGUCAAGAAGCAAAGAAGCGUGAUCAAGACGCACUGGCUGCCGCCCUGCGCUCCACUGUUCACGGGUCAUCGGGCCAAGUCGAUCACGACUGGGACAGCAACAUCUUCCUACGCGCCGACGAUGCUACUGACUGGGACAAAUUCUUUGAUCUCUGGCUCCCUCCGGCCCAAUGA